Messenger RNA from Durio zibethinus, 2228 nucleotides. RefSeq names its product putative mitochondrial-processing peptidase subunit beta, mitochondrial. NCBI's taxonomy places the organism in Eukaryota, Viridiplantae, Streptophyta, Magnoliopsida, Malvales, Malvaceae. Gene Ontology annotation, molecular function: metal ion binding; metalloendopeptidase activity. Gene Ontology annotation, biological process: proteolysis. Gene Ontology annotation, cellular component: mitochondrion. The record is from RefSeq and is a predicted model, not a curated record.
GACAUAAUAUUAGCAAGAAUUAAUCUCUUUGACCUUUAAUACGACAUCGUUUUCUGGAUUAAGCUGGACUCUCACUUCCCCUGAUAAACAACCACAGCCAUCUUUUUACGUCCUUCACUCGCCAAAUUCCCAAUUGUCUACUAACCCUAAAAUUUCCACAGCAAAAAAAGCAUAGGGAAAGCGAAAAUCAUAAAAAAUGGUGAUCAAGCAGCUGCUUUCUCUAACUCGUCGGUCCCAUAAGUCUUCGUGUACUUUAAUCACCGCCCGAUCAUCUUCCUCCGCCGCUUCUCCUCUCGCCACCACCGCCACUGCCGAAUCUAAAGAGAUCACCCCUCCUCCACCUACUGCCAUGAUCUACGACCGCUUAGCCCUCUCCGUCAAAUCAAAACUCCAAAAACUCGAAAACCCAGAUUCCCGUUUCCUCAAAUACGGUUCCCCUCACCCAACCGUAACUUCCCACACUCACAUACUAUCUUCCCCCGAAACCAAAAUUACAACUUUGCCCAACGGCCUUCGUGUCGCCACAGAAUCUACUUUGUCUUCUCACACGGCCACUGUUGGCGUCUGGAUCGAUGCAGGGUCGAGAUUUGAGACGGAUGAGACGAAUGGGACGGCGCAUUUCUUGGAGCAUAUGAUAUUUAAAGGGACGGAGAAGAGGUCUGCGAGGGAAUUGGAGGAAGAGAUUGAGAAUAUGGGAGGGCAUUUGAAUGCUUAUACUUCGAGGGAACAGACCACUUAUUAUGCGAAAGUUAUGGACAAAGAUGUCUUUAAAGCGUUGGAUAUAUUGGCUGAUAUUUUGCAGAAUUCAAAGUUUGAGGAACACAGGAUUAGUAGGGAAAGAGAUGUGAUUCUACGAGAAAUGGAGGAGGUUGAGAGUCAAACAGAGGAAGUUAUUUUUGACCAUUUGCAUUCGACUGCUUUCCAAUACACUCCUCUUGGUAGAACUAUUCUGGGACCUGCUGAUAAUAUUAAGACAAUCACCAAAGAGCAUCUGCAGAACUAUAUUCAGACACACUACACUGCUCCUAGAAUGGUCAUUGCUGCUUCUGGAGCUGUUAAGCAUGAGGAAAUUGUUGAGCAAGUAAAGAAGUUAUUUACUAAGUUAUCAUCCGAUCCAACCACUGCUUCUCAGUUAGUUGUGAAAGAACCAGCCGCUUUUACUGGUUCUGAGGUUAGAAUGAUUAAUGAUGAUGUUCCUCUAGCACAAUUUGCGGUUGCUUUUGAGGGAGCAUCUUGGACAGAUCCAGAUUCCAUUGCGCUAAUGGUUAUGCAGGCAAUGUUGGGUUCGUGGAGCAAAAAUGCUGGGGGUGGAAAGCACAUGGGCUCUGAGCUGGCACAAAGAGUUGGCAUUAAUGAAAUUGCAGAAAGCAUGAUGGCUUUCAACACCAACUAUAAAGAUACUGGUCUUUUUGGUGUCUAUGCUGUUGCCGAGCCUGAUUGUUUGGAUGAUUUGGCUUAUGCUAUUAUGUAUGAGAUGGCCAAGCUAGCUUAUCGUGUUUCAGAAGCUGACGUCAUUCGUGCUCGUAAUCAGUUAAAGUCAUCCUUGAUGCUUCACAUAGAUGGAACUAGUCCUGUAGCUGAAGAUAUUGGGCGCCAGCUACUUACAUACGGUCGGAGAAUCCCAUUUUCUGAAUUAUUUGCUAGGAUUGAUGCUGUUGACCCAAGCACUAUUAAACGCGUUGCAAACCGAUUUAUCUAUGACAGGGAUGUUGCAAUUGCUGCAAUGGGCCCCGUCCAGGGUUUGCCCGACUACAACUGGUUCCGACGCAGGACCUACUGGAACCGUUACUAGAUUAUUUUGCUGGGCAACCACAAACUUUCUGGCACUUUUACACAACCAAAGUUUCUGAAAACACCUGAGGGUGGCAUUUCUAUUCAUUUUGUAGGGUUCUUGGUUCUGUAGCUUUGUUGUUAUUCUGUAAUAAGCAAUGCUAUCUUCAGUGUUUCUGCUGAGAAUCAUGAGAUAAUUCUUUUGCCAAACAAGGUAAAUGAUGCCCCUAAUGUUUUGAUAAUGGUGAGUUGCAUUUGUAUUUUUGUAGCUAAGCUAUCUAAAAGGCAUUUAUUUUGAGCUUGAAAUAUUGGGUGUUGCUGCUGGCAGUUCAACUGCCUGUUCACUACCUUUUUACAUCCAUCACUUUCAUUGAGAUUGAUUGUUCAACAACCACUAAUUUAAUUAUGUUACUAUUUCUCAGAUGAUGCAAUUUGAUUCCUAAAUGUUGUCAACAACA